This is a messenger RNA of Peniophora sp. CBMAI 1063, 7467 nucleotides long. Lineage: Eukaryota; Fungi; Basidiomycota; Agaricomycetes; Russulales; Peniophoraceae. The record is from the annotation of a GenBank genome assembly.
AUGGUACGCCAACAACUCUGCACGGCGCCGUUUCUUCGCCAUCUCUCUCCUGGGUUCCAUCUUUCAUCCCGAGGUCGAACUCGUGCAAUGCGGUACUCUACACACCUUGGAGGGCGUAGAUCAUGCAGGAUCAACACGGUCGGGUUGAUGCGAGAGCGAAACUCAAUCCACUCGGGAGAAGAGAAGAACGUCUGUAGCGCAAUAAGCCAUGACCGCCCAAGGUUCGCAUGUUCGGCGGCUGCAUGCUACGAUAUCAUCUUCUCGCACUCAAAGGGGCACAUUGUGUUGUAUUACUAUGAAGCGUCGUAUCUCAACUUGACCUGCAGCCUUGGGCCAUUGCCGUACCUCGGCAAAGCUCGCUCGGACAUGCCUGCAGCAGACCCUUCUUAUCCGUUGCUUCCCGUUACCUCCAGCUUGGCGGCGGCGAUGCUGUUCAUUGUUCUGGUGACAGGCUUCGUACGGCAGAGCUGGAACCUUGGUGUCGCCUUCCUCUCCUUCUGGCUAUGCCUUCAGUGCCUGGCAACGACCGUGAACACGAUUGUAUGGUCAGACAAUGCCAAUGCGAGACUCUACGUUUACUGCGAUAUCGCAACGCACAUAGAGAUCAUCGCGUCCGUCAUCAAACCAAUGGCCACCCUCAUCAUCGUGCGCCGGCUCUUCUUAAUCAUCGAACUUCAGUCCGUGGAUCUACCUUCAAGAGCAGCAAAAAUUUGGAAUCGCCUUGUGGAGUGGACGUUCGGUUUGGGUAUCCCCGUAAUCGUGGCCGGACCUUUGUACUACGUGAAUCAGGCUGCCCGAUUUCAGGUGAUCGAGGCAUUCGGAUGCCAAAGUGCUGCGGAUGGAUCGGUAUUUGGGACUCUGUCUAUACAGUCCUGGAACAUCAUCGUCCCCCUCUUCACCCUCACUAUAUACUACCCCAAAGUGGCUCGUCUAUUUCUCUGCCAACGUAGAGCUGUCAACGGCUUUCUAUGCAGCAAUGGAUCCAUUUCGCGAGCGAGCUAUAUCCGCGUCAUGAUCCUUGCUAGCAUAGAUAUCUUGCUCACGCUGCCCAUUGGCAUUGUGAACGUUGCUGUGGGAAUACGUUCGCUAGUCUUGCAAGGCCCGUUUCCCUUUUAUCCUGGUUGGAAUGUUGUGCACGACACCUGGAAAGAACCAAUACAAGAGCUCCUCUGGCCAACUGGGCUAGCCUCCUCCCCUUUCACACUCGCUCAGAUUUAUAUCACGCUUUACUCAUCUGUGGUACUCGGAUUCAUCAUCUUUGGGAUCUUCGGUCUAACCGCAGAAGCCCGUGCAGCGUACUGGCGCGGUAUGUGUACGGUGUGUAGCUGGGUUGGAUGGAAAGUCCCGCUGCGGGAAGGAGGCCUGGAUUCACCAUUGGACACGAUGCAAUUCGGCGCACAAACCCAGAGGUCAACGUUGUCGGAUACGGAGAUGGGGAGCAUGUCCGGAGCAAUUCGAACAGAUAGUGGUAUUGCAUCACCGGCUAGAGUAGCUGGUGGCUCGAAGACGACUACCCCAACCAAGAAGUCUGACUCGCGCCCGAGCCAACAGCAGCGUGCUGCUAUGGUUCAACGUUCUGGAUCUACUUAUUAUACUGGCACCGGUACCAACACCGGUCUUAAUACUGGCACUGGCGACGCUCGUACGCCUCGGUCUUCACUGGGUACCUCUGGACAAACAUCUGGCAACACGCCCCCUGGACGUGCAACAACUUCAACCGCAGCACCUCCCGGCCCGGCCGCGGCACGCAUUAUCCGCGCAUGCAAGUUCCUGAAAGAGAACAAAGUCAUGGAGAAUGACGAGGCACGGCUCUCCUCGGGUGCCUUGUCGGCUGCGCUGAGGCGCUUCGCAGAGCUACCAGGCCGCACCACUAAGGAGCUCAUGUGCAAACUGGCGGCAUCUGUGGCUGACUUGAUCGACAUUCUGGCGGCCGAUCACCAGGAUGCCAUCCUCAAUCUCCUCGUUGAACAGGAACAACGCAUUGAGACGGUCUACAAGGAAGGUAUCGGGCGGCUCGAGGACUGCUUUGAUGAUCUGCAGGGGAAGGUUACUGGCGAAGCUCCCACUCCCCGACAGAAAGCCCCCCUCUCUGAAGGCGCUACUGAGGCUCUGUACGGCACCUAUGGCAACGUACCCAACACUCGAGAACUCAGUGCUAGGAACGCGGAGUACAUCCGUGACAGUCAGGUACUAUUCAAACCGCAUCUUACACCCCCGCCCGAGAACAUCGAGGCAGUUCCUACUAGCGGGCCGGAUGUUGUCAUCGCGGAUCGCUUCCGCGAGGCUGUCCGAGAGGGCGACCUAGAGAAGAGGGCGGGCUGCGCCCUCCUCCCUCUACGCGCACGCCGCCUCAACUUUGAUAUCCUGGUGGAUUUCCCGUCACCGGCAGCAGCGAGGUGGAUCAAGUCGGCCGAAGGGAGCGAGGCGCUCGAACACCAUUUGCGCUAUCACAUGAGUGCCGUCGGGCGGAAAUACAAGGUUGUCGCACACAUUGUACCGACAACGUUCGCGGCUGGCGAAGCUGAGGCACUACGCGAAAUUGAAGCACUCAACGAGCUCCCAGCUGGUUGCAUCGAGCUUGCGCAGUGGAUCAAGCCGGAGCGUCUUCGCGAUCCCGACCAGCGCCACGCGAAUGUGAUGCUUACGCUCACCGAGCCGCAAGCCGCCAAUUGCACCAUCCUCGCCGGCAUCACAGUCUGCGGCCACUGGUCCCAGUGUUGGCGGCAGAAGUACGAACCGCCACGCUGCGCGAAAUGUCAAGUUCCCGGUCACGUCGUGAAGACAUGCCGUCAAAGUCGAGACACUUGUGGCAUCUGCGGCGAACCCCACCGCACGAACGGUUGUCCGCGCGAUGGCAAGAAGUUCUGCGUCUCGUGCAAGUCUACGGCGCACUCCAGUCGCGACCGCUCCUGCCCCUCGUUCCUGCGGCGGUGCGCUAUCUAUGACGGGCGCCACCCAGAGAACUGCCGCGUUUUCUUCCCCACGGAGGAGGCCUGGACUCUGGAAGCCAUGGUCGAACCGGGCACGCCAUUCAGCUCUUACCGCAUGCCGCGUAGCCACCGCCCGUACCCCACUCUCUACCAGAAGACCACCCUCGGUGAGGUGAAACUUACUCCCGCUCGCGGGGCCGGCAAUCAAGCAGAGCGUCGCAAAUCUGUUAGUGCGAGCCUCGAGGUAGCCCUGGACCAACAGCAGGAGGCCCCGGAUGUGACGACACCGCCUGCCACUCCCCCUCAGAACCUCAAUAAGAAUGCGAUCGCACAACAGACACUGCUGAACAGGAAUCCUCAUCAACAAUACGACCUCGUCUUCAUCCAGGAGCCCUGCAUCGACGCGCGUGGCCUCACUCGCGCCACAAACGACUUCCGCAUCGAAUAUCCGCAUGGCUAUGCUUUCGACCCUGACAACCCCGCCCACGCUGUAACACUUGUCAACACGGAGAUCUCCUCCGACUCGUGCGAAACGCUCCCGUUCCCGAGUCGCGACGUCUCGGUCAUACAGCUCAAGGGCGAAUUCGGACGCGUCACUAUCUUCAAUAUCUAUAACAGCUGCACCGACUCUGACACCAUGCACCAACUUCGUACCUUCAUCCAUGACCACCACGACCAUAUACUGCCUGACGACCGCUCGUACAUGAUCUGGCUUGGCGACUUCAACCGACACCACCGCUUCUGGGAUGACCACGCACACACACAACUGUUCAGCAAGCGAGCGACGCGCGAUGCGGAGAUCUUGCUCACUCUGGCCUCGGAUCAUGACAUGUCUAUGGCUCUCCCGGCAGGUAUACCCACGCUACAGCUCAAUCGCACGAAGCAGUGGCAUAGGACCGAUAACGUUUGGUGCUCAUCUGCUCUACUCGACGCCGUCACCGCUUGCGACACAGACCCUGGAAAUCGUGGACCUCACACUGAUCAUGUACCCAUCUGCACCACUCUGGACAUACCGGUGGAAAUCCGGCGACCUGCACCCUCACGUAACAUCCGUCUCACGAACUGGGAAGCUUUCCGCGAAUUCCUGACGACGCGGCUCGACGAACUGCCUGAUCCGGAGGAUAUCACGACACAAGAACAGCUGGAUACCAUCAUCGACGCUCUGACUAAGGCAAUACAAGAAUCUGUGACUGAGAGGGUGCCGCUCAACAAGGAUCGCCCACAUUGUAAGGCAUGGUGGACAAGCGAGCUCACGGCCAUGCGCAAACGGUACUACAUGGCUGACCGCGAAGCUUACCGGUGGCGCGGAACGCCGGGUCACCCGGCUCAUCUUGAGCGACGGCUCCUCCACAAAGAGUAUGCGCGGGCUAUCAGGUUCGCUAAGAAAUGUCACUGGGAAAGCUGGCUGGAUGCGGUCUGCGAAGAAGACGUCUGGAAAGCGAACAAGUUUGCCGGCUCGAAGGGCUCUGACGGUGGGACCACCACCAUCCCGACGUUGGUCCGAAAGGACGAAGCUGGCAAUGUUACAGCCUCCGCCUCGACUAAUGAUGUCAAAAGCGAAUGGCUGGCGCAGUCUUUCUUCCCUGAACCGCCCGACGACGCCAAUCUACCACCCGAUCCCGUAUACCCCAAGCCUGUCGCAGAGUUCACUCCGCUUGACGAGGAGACGGUGUUACGACACUUAGCCCGUCUUAGCCCCUUCAAGGCACCGGGCCCUGAUGGCAUCCACAACGCGGUUCUCAUGAAGUGCGCUGACCUGCUCGCACCACACUUAGUCCGCAUCUACAAUGCGAUCCUCCGGCACGACCUAUACUACGACCCCUGGCGCGAAUUCUCCACCAUAGUCCUCCGUAAACCCGGCAAACCGAGCUACGCCGUCACCAAGGCUUACCGCCCCAUCGCCCUGUUGAACACCAUGGCCAAGGUUCUCACCGCUAUCGUGACGGAGCGGCUGACCUACCUAUGCGAGGACUUCGAUCUUCUCCCCCACACUCAGUUUGGUGGCCGCCCAGGCCGUGCGACCACAGAUUCCAUGCACUACCUCUCGGACAUAAUCUCGACGGCGUGGUCUCAAGGGAAGGUCGUCUCGGUACUCUUCUUGGACAUUGAAGGGGCAUUUCCCAAUGCGGUCCCGGAAGUACUGAUCCACGACUUGCGCUCCCGCGGCGUCCCGACCUAUAUGGUGGACUUUGUUUCACGCUUACUGGCCAGCCGGCAGACACAGCUUAAGUUUGAUGGAUAUGAAUCCGAACCCUUCGCCGUUCGGAAUGGCAUUCCUCAGGGUGACCCGAUGUCGCUGGUGCUCUACCUCUUCUAUGGGGCGGGUCUGCUGCAGAUCCCGAUGGAUGCCAACGAACGCGCGCUAGGUUUUGUUGAUGACACGGCACUUGUCGCCAUCGGCGAUGACUUUACGCUCACGCAUAGGAAGUUACGCCACAUGUACCUCCGCCCGAACGGCGCGAAGGACUGGGCGACCGCGCACUUCUCCAAGUUCGAACCGAGCAAGUUCAAGUUAAUGGACUUCUCACGAGCGCCAACUCCGCCCGACGGCCAGCCCUCAGAUCCACCCCGCGCGAAGCGCAAGCGCAAUGUUCCAGGAACACCAACCCAGCACAAACGGCCUCCACCGCGACGCCUGGCUCGCCCGCCGCUGCAGAUGGGCGGCCUGACGAUUAAACCCGUGCAUUCUCACCGUUUUCUAGGGGUUAUAUGGGACGACCGCCUGUCCUGGUCGGAACACGCCAAGGACGCGACGGCUAAAGGUCGCGACUAUGCCCUUCAGGUGCGCCGCCUUGCCCGUAUGAGCUAUGGUAUCCGGCCAAAAUAUGUCCGCCGCAUAUACAUCGGGGUGGUCAUACCCAAGAUGUUGUACGCGGUUGACGUGUGGGGCUUACCUAUCCCGAUCGAUAUCCCCUGCGCCGACCCGUGGCUCGCGCGGCGACGGGGGUCUGCUAGCGUUAUGGCGAAGCUUUGCUCGGUUCAGCGUAUUGCUGCACUUACCAUCACAGGCGGAAUGCGCUCAUCGCCAAACGACCUCCUCGAUAUCUGCGCCAACCUGCUCCCCAUGCGCCUCCUUGUCGCGAAGUUGUGCUUCCGAGCACUAUCCCGCAUCUCGACUACCCCCGUCAAUCACCCACUGCACCUAGUGGCGCGACGCAAUGCGGCAGUUUUCCCGACCACACAUCGCAGCCCAUUACAGUAUCUCUACCAUCUCUUCCCGGAAUUAGCGCCGGAUCGCCUCGAAGACAUCAUCCCCAUGCGAUACAACCCGGCUCAUAUGGCUACUCCAUACGGGACACACAUUGCCGACACGCGAGAGGACUCGCACCUACAGGAUCAAGAGAUGGAUUCGGUCAUCAGGGUGUACACGGAUGGGUCGGGGUAUGAAGGAUACGCAGGGGCGGCGGCGGUGUUGGUGCGAACUGAUGGUGUACACACCGAGCGGCGCGUUCUUCGCUACUGCUUGGGUCCUCUCACUGAACACACCGUAUACGAAGCGGAAUCGGCAGGUAUCAUCCUUGGGGCACACUUGCUGCUCACGGAGGACGCGGCGACGGCUUCGCGACCGUCGAGCAUCAGCCUUGACAACCAGGCCGUCAUCCGUGCAACUAAACACUUGCACAAGGCUCAGCCCGGCCAUUCCCUCCUUGAUCGCUUCCGAGACCUCGCUUACCAUCUCUUUCAGAUCCGCCACAACCCGUUCUCGCUAGGGAUCUAUUGGAUAUCGGGGCAUGACGAUGCGGAGCUCAACGAGUUUGUCGACGGGCAAGCGAAACUCGCCGCGGAGGGCGAUGUAAGCCCGUCGAACGAACUACCCGCUUGUCUCCGUGCGGCGCCGCGAUUAAGCCUCUCGGCCACCCGUCAGGAAUACGCUGCACGCCUCAAGGCCCGUUGGCAGGAGGACUGGCAGUUAUCGCCGCGAUAUACGCGCCACCGCCGCUGGGCGCCCGACGCGUCAUCAAAGCGCCACAUCGAAAUCACGUCCGGCUUAUCGCGCAGAGAGAGCACACUACUCUUCCAGCUGCGUUCCGGGCAUGCACCGCUCAAUGCACACCUCCAUCGCAUCAAUUGUGUCGCUUCGCCACUCUGCGACGCCUGCGAAGAGGCCGACGAGACAGUUUCUCACUUUAUCUACGACUGCCCAGCACGGCAAGGCGAACGGCGGCGGCUGAAGGCGGCCGCGGGCAAGAAGUGGCGCAGCCACGCUUUCCUCAUGACGGAUGCGAAGGGAGUCAAGGCGCUUAUGGCGUAUGUACGCGAGACGGGUCGGAUAAGAGGGAAACGGGACGAUGGUGGAAGCCGACCGGAGGAUGGCAUGGCGGAGGAACGAGGGGACGGGGUUAGGAAUGGGAGCGAGGACGGUAUGGAGGAGGAAGAGGAUGAAGAUGGGGCAGGGGGAGGUGGCGAGGAUGGGGAUGGCGAGGAGUUUGAUGAGGGGGUGGUCACGGAGAUGGACAGGUUUCUAAGGUGGUUCGGGAUGAUGACGGAGACGGAGAGGGAGAGGAAGAGGAUGGAGGAGGAACGAGACUCGGCGUAG